Exophiala xenobiotica is the source of this 4152-nucleotide messenger RNA. RefSeq lists its product as uncharacterized. The record is from RefSeq and is a predicted model, not a curated record. The transcript is spliced from 3 exons. Lineage: Eukaryota; Fungi; Ascomycota; Eurotiomycetes; Chaetothyriales; Herpotrichiellaceae. Bases 1 to 4152 code for a protein of 1383 amino acids.
AUGCGACGGGCUCGACUUCUGGGGAAAGAACGCAGCAUCGUAACGGAAAAAGCUCUCAAGUGUAAGGGCAUGGUCAGUGUCCGACUUGAGGUGCUGUCGUUUCCAGAGAUUAAGACGAAAGAUCCCACGAAGCUGAAGAACAAUGUGGAGAGGCUAAAGAAAGCAUUUUGGGAUGAAGGUUGCUGGCGGCUGCCGUUACCGAAUCACAUUCCAGCUCAAAUCGACAAGCAGAGUCUCGAUGCCGCCAUCCGACAUUCACAGCGCUCGAGCGAAGAACUUUUUGUGGGCCCUCGAGACGAAUAUCCCGAGCUCGAGUUUCCACCGGGUUACCAGCUCAUGUGUCUGGAUGGACAGAGCCGCGCUCUCGCUGCCGCAAAGGUUCUUCCUCUCGCGGACCGGAGGUGGAUCGUAGAUUUAUAUGCUGCAGACCUCACAGAAGAGCUCAGGACCAUUCUGGUGGAGGAAUACUCAAAUGAAGACCGUCCGCAUCCCGGAGAGAUCUACCGAAAACUUCGGCUGUAUCACCUCCAAAGGGACUUGCGAAUCGACAACUGGUGGUUUGAAAAACGGUGCUGGGCACGUUUGUCACCUCAUGGACGCCGCAAUGUCAAGCAGCUCCUGCGCCACCGUGAAAUAACGGCGGCCUGUGAUGCCCUGCUGGACGUUGUCGGGCUUUGGAGCGGUUGGAGAACAAGUACCUGGCACAAGAUACUUGCAAUGGGGGUUGACGAGUGCGUCCUAUGCUACCUCGACUUUAUGAAAGAUUUUUGGUACGAGAGCGUCGGGGAAGAACGGAAUGCGAUGCAGAAAGUCGACGAAAACAGCGUCAAAGACCUUGAGUGUACCGCCCCUGGGGCGUGCAGAGCGGAUGCUCGGAAUCUAUAUGGGAAGUUGAAGGCCGGAAAAAUCUUCGGAGCUUUCAAUGACCAAGAUCGCGAAAAGAUCUGGGCCGAAGUGUGUCGUCGGACGAAAGAUCGCUUGAUCCCCUCAUUUUUCACCUUCUUCGAGGAUUUGAACUGGCUGACGGGCCCAGCGAACUGCGUCAAACGGUUGAUACCUAUAUCAUCCGAUGACACGAUCCUCUAUGCACUGGAACAGCACGUUUUCACCGGUGCUAACCAGCGAACCGGCCAGUGCUUGAUCCAGAAACCUGAUCAUACUUUCGUUUCCAAGUCAGGAACAGAGGCCGAUCAAAUGAACCUGGGAGUUCUACAGCUAUUUCUCAUCGCCAUGCGCAAUCACCUUGACAUGCCGGCCGAACCUAAGAAGAAGAAUUUACUCGCAAAGCCACGACCAAAGAGAGCAAACCCCGAGGUUCUACACGAAUUUGCCGCCCAUGCCCACAAGCUGGGCUUUGAGUCCGAUGAGAUUCGUGAACUGAUGGAACUCAGAACGUCAUCGCGAGCACCGCAACAGGAGUCAGUGUCAUCGGGUCCUGAAGAGUCUGAUCCACCUAUCAGGCGAUGCGGCAUCCCUUUGAGUUGUCAUCAUGAACAAGACAAACCAUGCCUCUUUCUGGAACCUUUGUACGCCGUACGUAGUGAGGAGUUUGAAGAGAUGACAUCUUCAUUUGUGCGGCGGUCUGUCAUUCUCGCCUUUUUUGAGAAGCCGACAAGCCUCUGCUUAAGCGAGGUGACGUCUCACCCUUCCGAACCUACAGCAGACCGAGGGACGAUUGGUCAAGAACCUUCAGCGAGGCGUGCACAGCCAAAUCGGCAGGGUCUAGAGCAGCGUCAUAUCGAUCAACACUCAGGUCCUCGCAAUACUCAGGAUCCUUUGCAGCAGGGGUUGCAAGCUGGUAACACCGUGGGGGAGGCUGAAAACCUUUCCGCGACCCAGCUUGAUCAGCAAAUAGUUACAAGGGAGGGACAAGUCGAGUCGGAAUGGGUAUCCGACAUAGAGAUGCUUGAUGAAACAGAAGCAGUCCAACAUAAUGCGAGGCGGGACCGUCAGGAAAAUGGGCGGAUACAGAAGAAGAACGCACGGCGGUCAAAUAAGCAAAGAAAGACUUCUAAGAAGAAAGGAGCAGUCAGUGCGAGAAAGAGGCAAGACAUAUCAGACGUGGGAGCAAUGCUGUUGAAGGUCGCUGAAGAGAGUAGUCUUCUGUCAAAACAACAGGAGGUGCAGAAGCAACUGGAAAGUCCGAGCCGAACCACGCAGAUCAACCCUGAAGGGCUCACAGAAGGCAACAUCCCUAUGCCAUUGCAGAAUCAAUCUUCAACCCCGGAUCAUAACGAGAUCAUGGAAUUGGGGCAGCCCACAGCGACGGAGCGACAAAGCGAGGAUCAAGAUAUGGUGCAGACAGUGACAGAGAACGUUGUUCACGAAAUCACCACAUCAGAUAUUCCAACACUCCAGGGAGAGGUAACUACGCGAAAGACCGGGUCCCCAGCAGAAGUAGAGGGUCGUCGCGAAGCACAAGAGCAACAAACGACCGCGCAAACCUUCAGGGAGCCAGAUGAGCGACAGUUGAUGGAGAGAACCCAAGACGGAAGAGAGGGACGCGAAGGGCAGCAUGUCGACCAGGGAGAGCAGCGUGCCACUGAGAAAGAGCAGGGACAAGAGGCUACAUCAGAGAGGAUUAAUGAGGCGCAGACCACACCACCACGAGAGAUGGCCCACACCGAGGAUUCAGCCGCUACAGAUCAGAUCCUUCUGGACGAAGCGGAACAGGCAUGGGCCGAUGAUCAGAUGAGGCGUGAUCGAGAAGAGUCUUUAUUUUGUUCCGAGUCACUGUCGCCAAUCGAUGAACUCACGAACGUGGAGUUGACAGCACCAAAACGAGGGAUCGAAACGGGGCCACCGGAAUGGACGCCAGGGGGAUAUGGGUCGGUGAACGAUUUGGAAGAGGCUCUACCAAGGUCCACCACAGAUCAGCAGCACGAGCCGAUGCCGACCCAACAGGCGAAUGUCAGAACAGAGGAAGUGGAACGAAUCUCCAGAGCCGAAAUGAGGGACUCAGCGGGACGAGAAACGAUCCCAGUGUUUCCGCAGCCCGAGACACUCGAGAGAGGGCAGGAGAAGCUCGAAGAGCUGCGAGGAUGUGUGAGCCAUGACCACGAAAUUUACGGAGGGGAGGUCGAACCGCAGCAGGGAAGCCAAAAAAGACCAAGCCUGGAUCCUGGACGUGCGAUCGAAGACCCCAGCCUCUUACAGGAUCUGAGCUCAUCAUCGGGAAUGCGAGAGGUGGACCUAAAACGCGACACUCGGAUCGAUUUUGGCAGGGUAGAGGAAUUAGAAGACCUCCAACGAGCGUGGGAUGGAGUUCGUGAUGUGGAAGAGCCGGUUGCUCUAGAAGCUGAGGGGUUUCAAGAAGUGCAGGAAGAGUUAGGAAGCGAUGAGCAAGCGCGAUACGAGCCGCUCCCGAACGAGGGCGACCGAGCAAGAUUGGAGAACACCGAAAGGAAUAUGCUAGACGAUCGACUAAGAGAGCAAGAAAAUGAAGAGAGGCUGGAGAGUCAGCGACGAAAACAGGCCGCGAAGGAAGAAGGUCAGAGAUGGGAGAGACUGGCAAGGCAAGAGAGGGCAAGGCAGCUCAAGAGCGAGAAGACCGAGUUGAGCGUGGAGCAAAAGAUGGCCAAAAACCUGGCAAGGGACAGGCAAGAGAGAAGUGUAAAGGAAGACGAAGGAAUGCGUCGAAAACGGACGACACAGAUCGACUUCGGGAGGCUCGGGGAAGUUGAUGAACGACCCAGGCCCAGAGAGAGCGCCGGUAAGCAUCCAAUCAGGGAAACCGAAACCGUGCGCGGACUAGGCGAGAUUAUUAUGCUUGAUUCUGAUGUCAUCGCGACGACCAGUCAACAACCACCAGACCCUCCUCACUUGUCCACGGAAACACCCGACCUUCAGAAGAUUCGUAUUCAUCUUAAAAUGUCUGAUGGGAGGCUUGCUGGUGGGGACUGGAAAAGUUUGCCCUCACACGAUGUUGACCCUUCCGAGCCGGCAGACUUCAUGCGAUUCUUGAGGAAAUUCACCAGAAAAGACGCCGAAAAUCCGUGGAAUGUGUUCGCCGGGUCCCACAUGAUAACCCCGUUGACGAAGUUUGAAGACAUCGUCAAAGGCGGAAACAACACCUUAUACAUCACUCGGGAGGGGGUUAUCGACACCAGUCUCCAUCCUGAUUCUCCUGCUGGCAAAAGGGUUCGAUCCUGA